ACCACCCUCCCUCCUCCCUACGUACCCGAGAAGACAAACGUUCUACCCGGCGAUGCGUCUCCUGCUCCCCCACAUCGACUCGAGCUCGUCCGGCGUACGGCUCAGGAGGUGGCCCUGGCCAAACACUAUACAUCGACAUACUCAACAUCUCUAAAGAGAGCACAGGACGCUCAGAACUGCUCCCACUAAGGCCCUCAGAUGCUAAGCAGAAGGAGGAUGUGGGGGAUUUUGCUGCCGUCGCUUACUUUGUUCUCAAGAACAGGUGUCCAGAGAGGGGAAGCCUAACAGUGGCCGAGGUGAACCAGUAUCUGGAUGACCUGGCUCAGUCCAACGUGAAGAAGGAUAGACCGGGCGUAAAGAAGGCACUGCAGCUGCUGUUGAGAAACACAAGUGCCGUUGAACAGAAAUGGCUCAUUAGGAUCAUCCUCAAGGAUCUGAAGACUGGGAUGAGUGAGAAUUCUGUGUUCAGUGUAUUUCAUCCAGACGCCAGCGAACUAUUCACAGUCUGCAGCAGCCUUGAGAAAGUGUGUAGUGACCUUCGCGACCCCAACACCAGGCUAACGAAGCCGCCAUUGACUACUUCACUCCGUUCAGACCAAUGCUCGGCCAAAGAGCCACUAUCGACCAGGUGAUGAAGCUGAUGGACAACGGCCCAUUUUACCUGGAGACUAAGUUCGAUGGAGACAGGAUACAGCUGCACCGACAGGGAAACUCUUACCGCUACUUUUCUCGAAGCUCUAAGGACUAUACGACCUCCUUCGGUGCAAGUCCAUAUGAGGGCAGCUUCACUCCUAUGAUACACGAUGCCUUCAACAGGUAUUAUACACACAUACACACCUUCUAUGCAAGUCCAUAUGAGGGCAGCUUCACUCCUAUGAUACACGAUGCCUUCAACAGGUAUUAUACCCACAUACACACCUUCUAUGCACUAUCAUACGUCAUAUGGUGUACGUAAUAUUAUACUGACAUCAUGCUACGAUUGUUGCGCAAGAGAUUGCCGAUUUCUUUUGCUGGCGUGUGCAGUCACAUUUAUUGCACUUGUGUCAACUCCACUCUAUCACACACUCAUCACGUGGAGAAUAGUAAAGUGAAAGGUUGUAUUCUGGACGGCGAGAUGGUUGGCUGGGACGCCGAAACCGAGAUUUUUCUGCCCAAAGGAGAUCACGUGGACGUCAAGACAAUCGGAAGAGACGAAGACAGUGGUAUAGGUUAAAUCUUAAUAGUAGAAGGAGAAAUGUUAUGAAGAAUAGAAGAAAAUGAGAUUAUACUACUAGAGUUAAGAAUAAACUCGGAUUAAUAUAAAAAGAAAGGAGCAAGAAGAAAGUGAUUCAGUAAAAUGACGCACAAGUUAAAAAUAGGAGAAAGUGACUAAUGACACAAACAUAGUUUAAAAAUAGAUAAGAAGAAAGUGACUCAGUGAAAUUACGCACACAAGUUUAAAAAUAGAAGAAAAAGUGCCUCAUGGAAUGGAGUAGAAGGAAAUGGGAAGUAAGUAGCUUAUAUGUAGCAUAGGUAGAAUGAUCAUGCCUUAUAUAGGUAUCCCUACAUCACAGCACGUCCAUGGUCAUGUGAUAAUCAUGUGAUACAUUAUGUAAUGUGAUAAUGCAGGCAUCCAGCAGUGUUUCGUGGUGUUUGACGUGCUGAUGGUGAACGACACUAACUUUGCCAACCGUCCCUUGAGUGAGAGAGCUGAACAACUCAAAAAGGUUUUCGAGCCAGUCAAGGGAUACAUACAUUUGGUGCACAGGAGAGGAGCUACCACAAAGGAGGAGGUCGUGACGGCUCUGAAUGAAGCAAUCGACCAGAGAGAGGAGGGACUCCUUGUCAAAAACCCCGCUUCGACCUACUGCCCUGACAAGAGAAAAGGAAGUGGUUGGGUGAAGAUUAAGCCAGAAUACGUCGAUUCUCUUAGCGACCAACUCGACGUUCUCAUAAUUGGCGGUUACUUCGGUGAAGGCAGGAGGGCAGGAAUGGUGUCUCAUUUUCUCUGCGGGGUUGCAGUCCCUCCGGGAAUGCCGGGCGACAAACCGAGCAUAUUUCAAUCAUUCUGCAAGGUGGGGUCAGGGUACACGCUGACGGAGCUACGAGAUCUGGGGCUGAAACUGAAGCCCCACUGGCAGAAGUUCGACGGGAAGAGAGUGCCGGACUGUCUGGCUCUCCCCGCCGGGAGCAGGGAGAAGCCAGAUGUCUGGAUACCACCCUCGAAAUCCUGCAUCGUACAGAUUAGGGCUGCCGAGAUUGUUACCUCUGAGAGGUAUAGGACUGGCUGCACACUGAGGUUUCCACGAGUGGAGAAAGUGAGAGCCGACAAGGAAUACUUUGACUGUAUGACUACUGACGAGCUGGAACAGCUGAAAAACAUGGCAUCAGGUCGACUGGCACACAGUCACUAUGACGACGAGGCUGAUGGGGGCGUGGCUCCGGGGAAGAAGAAGCGAAGGGCGCUGGGGGUCAGAGUUGAGAGGCCAAAGGGCGUGGCAGCUAACUUCAGACCGACGGACACCUCAGACAUACAAGAGGUGUCGAGUAUGUUUGGAGGACGUGAGUUUUGUGUUGUGAACGGUACCCGGGACUUCAGCAAAGAAGAGAUGGAGAAGAAAAUUGUUGAGCAUGGAGGAUGUCUGGUACAGAACCCUGGAAGUGAAACCUACUGCGUUCUUGUGGCUAGACUGAUUGUCCGUGCCAGCAGCAUAAUCAGCACUGGGCUCUAUGAUGUGGUGAAGGCCUCGUGGCUCUCGGAGUGUCUGGAAACGCAGCAGUUCCUGUCAUUUGAGCCUCGGCACAUGAUAUCUGCCAGUCCACACACAACAGCCAAAUUUGCAGAGCUCUAUGAUCAGUAUGGUGACAGCUACACUGAUGAUGUGACAGAAGAGGGGCUGAGAGAGAUCUUCAUGAAAGUUGCAGAGAUAGGUGGAGAAAGGUUAAGAGUAACUCGGGAAGAAAUAGCAGAAAUGGAGAGUCGGUAUUUUCCCAACAGCAGUCCUGGAGGGCUAUUCAGGCAGUGCAAGGUGUAUCUGGACAGAUAUUCAACAGUGGGCAAACAAGAGACUGCAAUAGAAGCUUGUCCUCUGGAGCUGACUGGGCUGGAGCUGCAAAUGUAUGGAGCUGAGGUGGCACGUGACUUUGAUGAAACUGUCACACACGUCGUUUUCGACAAAGAUGAUUUGAGGCGCAUCCCAGAGCUACGCAGACUGGAACGGAAUCACGCCAAGAAGCACCAUUUUGUCACAAUGGAAUGGGUUCGAGACUCAAUCGAAUACCCUCCAAAGAGCAACUGGUUGUGUCAACCACUACAUACAUCGGGCCAGACCAACUCUUGUGCCCAGGACUUUUCGUAUGCCUCCCCAGAGAAUCGUGUAUUGGGGCGUGCUCACUCGAGCAACUCAGUGGUAACUCGAUGAAUGAUGAUGUAGAUGAUGUAGAGGAAGAGGGAUUUGCACACAUAUCAUACCAGUGCAGUGAAGAUCAGCUGAUGGGAGCAAACAGAAAGGAUUCCCAACAUCUGAAACUGUGUACGGGGCUGCAACAAGUUCUACCCAACCUGUCGUCCUACAAAACGAGGGACGGAAAGUUCUGCAACGACUCGGGAUUCAGUGAAAUUAUCUGCACUGGAUUGCUCAAUGCGCUCGCGCCAGGCAGCACUGCACUUCAGACCCAGAAUUCUCUCGGGGACCCCAAAGAGUCUGCCAGUGACACUAUUCAGCGUGAUUCCCAGCUAACCAAUGACAGUGGGAUCUUACUGCACGGUCACCAGUACACCCAGCAGGAGAGGAGCAAACUAUAUCGACCUCCCACCACCUCUCGUUCCGACAUCACUUUGCCACGCAAUCUGUCGCACAACUUGCAUCAAGAGACAGACACUGUCACCCAUGAAGAUAGGGACGAACUAGUCAUGGCAGGCGGAGACCACAGAAUUCAAGACGCAGCUCCCACCGAUAAGUUGGUGGUAUCAAAACAACGCCCCCUGGAUGUGGUUGGAUUUUGCCCCGAGGACGAGAUUGUCAUGUCCACGAUGUCACUUCACUCGCCCCUCACCCUCGCCUCCCACAAAGCCGACAGACUCACAAUCGAUAGGAGGCAUUCUGACAUCCGGAUUUUCUCAUGCAAUGUGCCAUGUGACUAAUGCAUUUUUUCACUUUUUGUGUUUCUAGCUGUAUUUUUUUGGUGUUCACCGUUAU
Geodia barretti is the source of this 4178-nucleotide messenger RNA. The record is from the annotation of a GenBank genome assembly. Lineage: Eukaryota; Metazoa; Porifera; Demospongiae; Tetractinellida; Geodiidae.